Molecule: messenger RNA, 2777 nt
Organism: Cornus florida
Lineage: Eukaryota; Viridiplantae; Streptophyta; Magnoliopsida; Cornales; Cornaceae
Product: inorganic pyrophosphatase TTM1-like
Exons: 12
Coding region: 425-2410 (661 amino acids)
Cellular component (GO): cytoplasm
Molecular function (GO): kinase activity; ATP binding
Source: RefSeq, a predicted model, not a curated record
AUGAGCCCAGCUGAGCCGAUCUUUGAGUUGUUCGGGCUCGGCUCGCCAAAGUUAGAAACGUGUUCGGGCCCGGCUCGUGUUUGGCCGUGCUCAGCUUGAUAUUGUUUUGGGCAAGCUUGGGCGUGACUCGAGUUGGCAUCUAUACUCAACGAACUGAAUGCCAUUUUCACCAAUGCAAGGAACUGCUGUCUCUGUUGCCAAUUUCCAAAAUCAUCCACUGAUCUUCAUCCUCAGACAAGCCUAUCGCGUGCUCAUGAUUUCUUAGACUGUAACAAUUUUGAGAAAUUUCAGAGAAUGGAGAGAGAGAGAGAGAGAGAGAGAGAGAGAGAGAGAGAAGGACAAUAAUUUAACAUACUCGAGUGCUUCAUUUAAACCCCCUGCAGCCAUCUCCGUGAGCUUUGGGGAAUAUCAUAUUUCCAGCUUUAUGGCUUUGGAUACAUCUUCUGUUGCUGAUUCACCUAGGCGACGAUCUGGCCUACUACGAGAUCAAGUCCAAUUGGUUAAAAGAAAGGACUCUGAUCGUUAUGAGAUUGUCCCGAUCCAAGGUUUUCUGUCAUUUGAGAAGGGUUUCUUUAUAGUAAUCCGUGCAUGCCAGUUGUUGUCUCAAAAGAAUGAUGGGAUAAUUUUAGUAGGAGUGGCGGGUCCCUCGGGGGCAGGGAAGACUGUGUUUACUGAGAAGGUGCUCAACUUCAUGCCCAGCAUUGCUGUUAUAAAUAUGGACAAUUACAAUGAUUCCAGUCGUAUUAUUGAUGGGAACUUUGAUGACCCACGCUUGACGGAUUAUGAUACAUUGCUCGAGAAUAUUCGUAGUCUGAAGGAAGGGAAUCCGGCUCAAGUUCCUAUAUACGACUAUAAGUCUAGCUCCCGCAUAGGGUACAGGACAAUUGAAGUACCCAGCUCCCGGAUUGUGAUUAUUGAAGGCAUAUAUGCCUUGAGUGAAAAAUUACGGCCUUUCCUUGAUCUUCGAGUCUCUGUUACUGGUGGAGUACACUUUGACCUUGUCAAACGGGUUUUAAGGGACAUUCAACGUGCUGGACAAGAGCCUGAAGAAAUAAUCCAUCAAAUAUCUGAAACGGUAUAUCCUAUGUACAAGGCUUUUAUUGAGCCAGAUCUACAAACGGCACAUAUAAAAAUUACCAACAAGUUCAAUCCAUUCUCUGGUUUUCAGAAUCCCACGUACAUUUUAAAGUCAACAAGGUCCCUAACUGUAGAUCAAAUCAAGGCUGUUUUUUCUGAAGAACACAAGGAAACUACAGAGGAAACAUAUGAUAUAUAUCUACUACCACCAGGUGAAGAUCCUGAAGCAUGCCAAUCAUAUCUAAGGAUGAGGAACAGGGAUGGCAAAUACAAUCUCAUGUUUGAGGAAUGGGUUACAGAUAGUCCAUUUAUCAUAUCACCAAGAAUCACUUUUGAAGUUAGUGUCCGCCUUCUUGGUGGCUUGAUGGCUUUAGGGUACACAAUUGCUGCCAUCCUGAAAAGAAGCAGCCAUGUCUUCUCUGAUGACAGAGUGUGUGUGAAAAUUGAUUGGUUAGAACAACUAAAUCGGAAGUAUGUUCAGGUGCAAGGAAGAGACCGUUUGUAUGUCAAAUAUAUUGCAGAGGAGCUGGGCUUGAAUGGUUCAUUUGUUCCUCGCACUUACAUAGAGCAAAUUCAACUGGAGAAACUUGUGAAUGACGUUAUGACACUGCCAGAUGAUCUAAAAUCAAAGCUCAGCAUAGACGAUGAUAUGGUUUCAAGCCCUAAAGAAGCACUAUCUCGGGCCUCGGCAGAUAGAAGGAUCAAGUAUCUCAACCGUGGUUUAUCACACUCAUUUUCAACACAACGAGACAAGAACCUUUCCAAGUUGACAAAACUUGCUGUUAAUAAUAGACGAUUUGAUGGAAGAGCUCCAGAUUCACCAGCAACGAUUGCAAACCAGGGAGUCAUUACUCAACUGUCAGAACAAAUUUCCACAUUGAAUGAGAGGAUGGACGAGUUUACAUCUCGCAUUGAAGAACUAAAUUCAAAGUUCUCUACCAGAAAAGUUUCUGUUAGCCAGCAAAACUUGGCUUUGCAGGCUGAAGCCUGCAAUGGCUCUGCGCCCACUUCACAUUUCAUGGCCGGCUUAGGCAAUGGAUCGUUGACCGGUUCUCUAUUACCCAAUUCCUCAUCUUCUUCCCAAUUAGCUAAGGAGUCUCAACUGAUGGAAGAGGUGUUGCUUGUCGCAAGGGGACAGCGUCAAAUCAUGCAUCAGUUGGACAGUCUUAGCAAUCUUUUGCAUGAGUGCUGGGGAGAGAGGUCUCGGCAAGGAAGAACAGACAGGACAAGCAGAACAGCAGAUGUUGAAUCUAUUGGCAUUCCUUUAAUUGUAACUUUGGCGGUUGGUGGUUUAGGUGUCUUUUUGUUCAGGACUCUGUCAUCCCAAAAAUGAUUCCAAUGCUAGAGAAUUUUUUGCAGCAUGUUGGUAUUUGUACAUCAUCCUGUUGAAGUAUUGUUGUCGUCGUCGUUGUCACCGCGGCCACCAUCAUGCCAUCCCUUCUCACUUCAGACACACACAGAGAGAUCACACGCCUUGAUGUUCUCUCCAGAUAUAACUUGUAGUUCUCUAAUGCCCUUUUGAAGUUUUAAAACUAAACGUUGUAACUUUACGAGUCCUGUAAGUAUAAACAAGGAGGGUCACGUACCCGGGAAAAAAAGAAAGUAUAAAUGAGGAGGGUGUUUCGAUAGUUGCCAUGUAUCACUACUCUUCCUGAUGCUAUCAAUAUUGGUGCAGUGAAUGACAUAUGUUAGUGGUCUCA